Ficedula albicollis (Collared flycatcher) is the source of this 8373-nucleotide messenger RNA. RefSeq lists its product as uncharacterized. Gene Ontology annotation, biological process: lipid transport. Bases 1 to 8373 code for a protein of 2790 amino acids. The transcript is spliced from 51 exons. Gene Ontology annotation, molecular function: lipid carrier activity. NCBI's taxonomy places the organism in Eukaryota, Metazoa, Chordata, Aves, Passeriformes, Muscicapidae. The record is from RefSeq and is a predicted model, not a curated record.
AUGGCGAUUGUUGUCUGUGUAUUGGCUAUGGAACAUGAGAGAUACAAUAGACAGAAUGCUAUAUUACUUCAGUUGUAUCAAGCAACCAAUGAAGAUGUGGAAAUAAGAAUUUCUGCUUAUUAUAUGGCAAUGAAAUGUCCACAUGAAGAGUUAUUUAAACAAGUGCAAAAGACUUUGCUGAAAGAAACAUCCAGUCAAGUGGGCUCCUUUGUUUGGAGUCAUCUCUCUCAGCUCCUGGAGACAGAUGAUCCAUUGAAGAAGCACCUUCGAGAUUCUAUUCCUGAUGAAAUACUUAGCAAAGAUUUUGACUGGGAGAUGUGGAAAUACUCCUCAUACUCUGAUGUCACCUUUCACACAGCUGGUGCAGGUGCAAAUAUGGAAGCAUCAGUGGUCUUUUCUCCUACAUCUUUUCUACCACGAUCAGUCAUGACAAAUUUGACUGUUCACUUUAUGGGACAAGCUAUAAAUCUACUGGAGGUUGGUGUACGAUUGGAGAAUGCUGAAACACUCAUGGAGAAGGUUUUCGGGCAGAAAUCUUCUACUUUCAGAGACUAUUUUUUUGGAAAUACUAAUGAAGGAAACCACAAAUCAGUAACCCCAGUGGAAACAGCAGAGAAAGUCAAGCAAAGGAACCCAGCUUUGAAGCGAGAUAGCCCCACUGAUCAUCUUGUAAGCAAGUCUGGCAAGCCAAAGCUGAGAAAAACAAACCAAAAUUGUCUAGGAAGAAAAUACAGUAAGAUGAAUGAGUUAGUCAAAAAGUUCACUGAGCGAACAGUAAGAAAGGAGGUGCUGAAAUGUGAGCUAAGCAUGAAAAUCUUUGGAAAUGAACUUAGUUUCUUAGAUUGUGAAGAUUUUAGAAAACAAAUGAAACAUUAUUCCUUAAAUCUGGCUGAGUUGGCUGUCAAACUUCUGAAGGGGCAGGAGGUCCAGUUUAAUAAAAGGAUGAUCUUGGCCACUGAAGAACUGCAUUUUCCAGCAAUUUCAGGCUUUUCUGUUCAACUGGCAGUCAGUGCCUCAGCAGCAAUCAACAUAAAAAUCAAAGGGAAUGCAGAUUUCAAAGAACAGUCCAAUGUCUUUUUAAAUGGAUAUAUCAAGCCAAGUGCAUUUGUCCAGCUUUCUGCCCAAAUGGGAAUUGUGGGGACUCUGGGACAAGCUGGCCUAAAGUGGUUAACAGGAAUGAGGACGUCUACUAGUCUUGAUGGAGGAAUCCAGGUGAAGAAAGGCAAAGAACUCAAGGUUUUCUUGAACACUCCAGAAGAAUCUAUGGAGAUAAUAAAUUUCAGCUCUAAACUCUACUUCAGAAUGGUGGAUGAGACGGAAGAUAUAGAUGUCUUCCAAGACCGCACAGAAACCAGAUCUUGCACUAGGGCGGAAUUGUCUGAGAUUAUUGGAUGGCAGCUGUGUUCUGAAAUGUCCUAUCCUGACCCAGCCAGUGGUUUGGUUUUCCCCCUGAGUGGGCCUUUGAGAGUGGCUGUGACAUUAACUAAGCAAGACAGAGGCCUGCAGCAGUAUGUGCUGGAAGCUGCCUAUAACUACAUAGCUCAGGAGAAUUCAUGGAUCCCAAGUGAAGCUGUCUUUCAUUUCUUCGUUGGGACUCCAAAGUCAGACUUGAAAAGAGAUGUUGGUGUUGACCUAAGUUUUAGUGUCCCACAGAAGAAAUUCAGAAUCCUAUUCAUACAACCUAAGAAAAAAAUUGAGAUUGAUGGGGGGAUUGAGUUUUCUAAAAAUUCCCAAGUUGGACAUCUGGAGCUGAUAGUGGAUGACAGAGAUGUGUAUUACAUUAAGGGAAUGGCAGAUUUGCAGAUGCUGAGUGGAGAGCAGAGAUACAUGACCCAGCUGGAGGUAAAGCUGAUACAGCAAGGCAGUCCUAUCAUUCUGUCAGGAAACAUUACUAAACAGCUUGGCAAGAAGAUAGCUUUUUCAGUAUCUCUGAAUAAUUUGUUGAAGGAUGCUGCAUUUCUUUCAGCACUUCUGGAGAAAAAGGUUAAUGAUAAGAUGAGACAAUAUUCGUUGGAAGGGGAAACUCACCUUCCAGGUGUUCUUGGAGUUCACGCCGUCGCUCUUCUCCAGCAGCAUGAGGGAUUGUGGUCUCAUGGUCUGCAGAUAAAAUAUGGACUCCUAGGAGAGGCAAAAACCCCUUGCCACGAGUGCAGUACGCAGCAGAAGGUUCAAGUGGAGAUGGGAGCACAGGGCUUGUACAGACUAGAGCUGGGCCAUGAGUUUCACUGUGUGCAGGCCCCCACCUACAGCCACCAGGUUAAUCUGGAACAUGAAGUGAGUGCAUCUUGGAUUUCGUCCCAGAUGGAAGUGAACUAUGGGAAACACUGGGAUGAAAUAAACAACAAGAAGAAACUGCUGAUCAGCCAAGCCUUUAAGAAUAGUUCCAGUUCAUCUGUAGUCAGCUAUUUCAUGGAGUUUACCGUGCAAGUCCUGGAAAAACAGGUGAAUUAUAGAACCCAGCUGCAGCACUUGCACUCCUCUCAGGUGUAUUUGCAGAGCAGCACCAUCUUUGAGGUGCAGUACAAUGACCAUGUACCAUUUGUGGCUGGGCUGCAGUGGAAGGAUGCAUCCAGAAAUGGCCUGAAGAAGUGGGAAGGUGGCUUCAAUAUAGACACCCCAUGGCUCUAUCUGUACACAGCCCACAAACUGCACCAGCCUCAGCAUUCUGCUUAUUUACUGACAUCCGAGCUGACAGCUGGAAAAGCUCUUUCCAUUAAAGACCUUGUACUGGAACUAUUCUAUAAGGAUCAAGGCAAUGAGAAGGAAGGAAAAGUUCACAUUUACACACCAGCUACCACAUACCUUCAGGCAUCCACACUUAAUCGUCUUGGGAGAAAUGUUCUGCAUAGCUAUAGUGAAAUGAUCUCUCUGUGGAAUCAGCUUGUGAAGAAUGAGAUUCAUUUGGAGAAUAACGAGCAAGCCAAACUUUUCUGCUUUAAGAUAAAGAGUACAAAACAGGAAUUUAACUUCACAGCCAGCUAUCAGAAUCUGCCAACGCCUAAGAAGACAAACUUUUCUGUGAAGAUUGUAUGGAGAGAUUAUAAAAGUCUGCCUGUCAUACUUCAGUGUGAAGGUCAGAUAAAAGAGCUGAGGAAGGAGAAGAUGCUCUAUCAAAAACGUGCAACCCUCUAUUUCAGGCAUACUUUUAAAGUGCCCUUUUUCCAGAGCUUCCUUCUGCAGGAGACAUUUACUGUUGAUAAAAAGCAAAAGCACUAUUUCAUGGAAACAAAAGUUUUGAUAAAUGGGGUGGAGGAAACAGUUCAGACUCUUAUACUUGGUUACCAACCUGAAAACCCCUAUAUUUGUGCGGGUUUAACUCAUCCUUAUAACUACAGGAUGUUUCCCAAAGAUGUUGAAAUGUGUGUUUUAACUCUAAAUCAUCAAAAUGUGAAGCAUGAGCUUGAGACCGUAUUAAAAGUGAAUAAAGAAGAUGUUCUCAGUUUUUUAGGGAGGUAUCAGGACAAAUCCAGUGAGGGAGAUUUUAGACAUCUUUUACACAUGGAUGUGACACACUCAUUCCAGCUUGAGUUUCCACAAGCAAUGGGCCUAAGUGGGGAGCUGUUUUCCAGGCAGACUAAACUGGAACACUUUGACUGUGGUGUGAGUGUAAAAGUCAUCAUCAACAAGAACAUGUCUUCACAGGCCCAGGCAUUGGUGAAGAGUUAUGGUGAAAACAAUAUCAAUGGCUCUCUUCACCUUCAUUCCAAUGGAAGAGAAACGCUGAUGCUGGAGGUCGAUGUGAACAAUGAAAACAGGAGGAAUGCCAGAAUUGUUGAACUGAGGGCUUAUCUCCAUCAGACAGUCCUGACAAAUCCAGGAUCAGUACAGUUCCAGCUCAUGGGCAAAGUAUUUCCAUCAAGACUUCUGUUAUCUUCUGACUUGAAGCUUAAUGAAAAUAGGCUUCACAUGGAUUUCAUGGGAGUCAGGGAGCAGAAAGUUGGUUUGGUUUUGUCCCUAAAUGGAAGAGUCCAACACACUUUUACUGGAUUAAAGGCCAUACCUCAUCUCCUUUCUCUGGAUGGAUUACUGAAGUGCAAAAAGAACAUUCACCAUGGUAACAUCAAUGUGAUGGUCAACAAGAGACUGUAUGGACUGCAUGUCAGGAACAGGAAUGUAUUUGGGAAAAGCACUGUGCACAAUAUCACCAUUGCCAUUUUUCAGAAUGGCAGUCAGGCAAUCCCAGGGGAGGCAAGACUGAACGGACACCUGGAACUGAGUAAAAAGGAGAAAAGGGGGCUAGCCAGCUUCCAGGUGGAUGAGAAGGCUCUUUCUGUAGAUUUUUUAAAUAUCAUGGAUCAUGAGCAUGGCAGAGUCAGCGGGACUUUCACACAUAAUGUCGACUUUUUAAAAAAUGCAGGCUUACCUUUGGAUGGCAUUCUUACUGCCACAUGUGAGCAUGGCACAGGAAAUCACACCAUUGCCAUUGCCCUGCAGAGUGGCAGUGAAAGGAUUGCUGCUGUGUUUGAGGGGCACAGACUAGCCACAGAGCCUCCAACAUCCCAGCUAUCUGUGAUCUUAAAGCACAACACCUCAAAGAUAAAGAAACUUGGGAUCCCUUUUGUUUUAGAAGCUGCUGGCUAUUAUGAGAAUUUCUCCAGAAAGAUUGCUGUGGGGAUAACAACCACAGUGGAGACAGAGCAGCUCAAGAUUGAAAUAGAGAAGAAAACCACUGACACUGCUAUGGAAAUUUCUCUUUCGCUUCACCAUGAUGUGGGAGGACUGAUGGACAUUUUUCCAUGUGUACUAGAGGUUGCUUGCAGUGCAGAAUCUGCUGACAAACAACUUUCUGGCCUUUGCAAUGGUGCAAUUGCAUUUCAUCAUUCUGAGGCUCCAGCAAGAGUUUCACUGAAUGGGUCAAUAUUUACCAGCAACUUUACUGUCAUCCUCUUUGGACACGUUUCUUUUCAUGACAUAUUUGCCUGCCUGCAGCUCUAUGCCACCACUAACACCCAUCCUCAUUUAGAAAUCAACUUCCAGCAUUCUUUGCCUUCACUUCAUUCUCUGGGAAUUGCCAAAGAGAACCAACUGAAGGUGUUAGCCAUGAGAAGUGACAAGUACAAGGGCAUCCUUGGUGUUGUCCUAGGGCCUUGCACUUUGGAAGCUGAUGGGGAAGUGAGCCUGGCAAGCAAUGAGACAGGAUGGGUACUUGCUUUCAGAAACAAGUGCGUCAGUCUAGAGAGGAUGGGAUUGCCUCAUGCUGCAGUCUUGGGGGGCUCAUUUCGACAGAACAUCUGCAACGUGGGCUUGUUAAUGAACCUGCAGUGUGAUGGCAGAGCAGUGGAUGUGCAGAUAGACACCUCCUGCCAGCAUGAAUAUACACUCCAAGGGAUGCUCAGGCAUUCACUUCCCUGGCUCAGCCAGCUUGGGCUGCCUUUUGAAAACUCUGUCCUAUUCUCUGCAGCCACAGACUCCACCACAGAGGGCAUUUUCCUGCUGCAGGCUGGCAGAUGCAGACUGAGGGCUAGAGGGGAUUUCUGUGUUCAGAAUAAAGCUGAUUGGACACUGGAAACAGAAACAGAAUGUCAACUUCUACAGGAUCUCAGUUUCCCAACUCAGUCACGUCUCACAGGAUCCAUUCAGAGAGACAAGUGCCAGGCAGAGCUGCUCUCUGUCCUGGAAACAGAAGGCAAAACUGCCCGUCUUGAAGUGAAAGCAGAGUGCAAGCCAAAGAUGGCUCUGGAAAUUCAGUUCAGGCAUGACCUCCCCCAGCUGAAGGAAAUCCCAAGGGAAAAUGAGCUGUCCAUCACUGUACGGAAACACUUAAAGUAUCUCAUUGGAGUUGGAAUGAAAUUGGGUGCCUGUGAGCUUCAAAUGAAUGGGGACUUUGACCCUGAAAAGAACCUUCAGUGGAAAAUGCUUAUAGAAAACAAAUGCCAAACAAUUCAGGAUCUUGGAGCACCAAUGAAAAUUGAUGGCUCAGGCUACCUCUGGACGGAUAAAAUGAACCUAGAUUCACAGACACUGAUCACUGUUGAUGAAAGUAAAUUCCGAGGCCUCCUUAUAAUAAAAGUCACUGAUGAAAAGCAAGAGUUGGAUGCGGUGCUAACCCAUAACAUCCAAGGAGCUGCUGAUAUUGGCAUUCCCAUGAGGAUAUUACUUGAUGUCAUAUCAGAAAAAAACAGUGACUUCUAUAAAGGAUUUAUUCAUUUCUGUGUGAACAGCAAGCAAAUUACAGAAGAACUGAACUUUGUCCAGAAGUUCGAUGUUGUCUCUCUUAACUACAAACUGACUCAUAACAUAGAGACAUUGAAGACUCUGCAAAUAAAAGACAGGAUUGAAUUGCAGGCUAUCUUGAACCUCAAAGUCACCAGGAGCUUUAGUUUGAAAGUGCUUUAUGGUGCUCACCUAACAGCUAUUGAAGGACAAAUCCAGGAGUUUGAAACAACUACCAACAUAACAGGGAAUUUCCAUCACUCUUUGCCAUGGCUGCUACAAGCCAGAGUCCCAUCAUCUUUACAGGUAGACGUGGUUUUUCAAGGGAGAAACACUACUCAAGAGAGAUACGUGCACAUUGCAGCUGGAGAAGAAUCAAUCAUGUACAUAAUAAACUCUUACUAUGUUGGCCACCAAGUGGAUCUCUUCUGCCAGAGUGUGCACAGCAGUGAGGUACUCCAGGCAUCUGGCUACCCUAAAGUAAUUAACUUGAUUUUCAGUUUACAGAAAUCAGAAAACAAAGCCAAGACAGUCUGUGAAAUCCAAUACGAUGAGAAAGACAUAACUGUGACUGUAGAUGUUGACACAGACUCUGAACUCUUUGGUAUAUUUGUGUUCAUGGCAGAGGUGAAGCAUUCAAUAUCACUUCUCCAUCACCUGGGACUUCCCUUCUUUCUUAAGAUGACAGUUCAAGAAGUCAUGACUGAAAAUGAAACUGAAGGUGCUCUGAGGCUGACCUAUGAACAAAACAAAAACUUCUCCUUUUCCAUCUGUAGAAAAAAAGACCAACAAGGUGAAGAGUUGAACAUAAAAGCACUCCAGACUCAUCCCUUCCUUCUACAGUACUUCCCUUGUGCAGCAGAACUGUCUUCUAAGGUUAAUUAUGAUAUGAGCGAAGCAAAAGGCAAAUUCUACCUCAGGAUGGAAAAAAGGGAUUUCAAUGUUUCAGCCAAGCUAACUUUGACUGGAAGCAGCUACACUAAUGCCAUUGAAGUGACACAGACCAUGGCCCAGUUUAAAAUUCUUCCAAGGCAACUUGUGUUCAUGACAAUUUACCAAAAAGGCAACAGAACUCGUCUGCUGAGGCACAUUGCCCUGUGGGAUGGCAAAGAGAUAAAGCUAACAGGCACUUACACUGGACUCUUCCCAAAGCUGCAUGGAGGUCAUGGCAUUCAGGUUGAACUUCUCCAUCCUCUCUCCAUCCCUUUUCCAUGGCAUGCCUGGGUCAACUUAUAUGUGAAACAUUCAGCACGCAGUCACCGGGAUGAUCUUACUGUCAUUUGGAAUGAGAAGGACAAGAUAUCAGUGUCAUCCUCUCUGAAGUUUGGAAGACACCGGACAAGCUACAGAGCCACUGUUACACACCCAUUUAAUUACACUCUGAAGCAACUGGAGGUGGAUUCCCUGUCAGAAAGAAGGGGCAGAAAGUACAACCAGCAGCUGCAGGUCUCAGGGAAUGCUGGGCAGCCUGCUCACCUCCAGCUGGGUCUGGAGGACAAAUCCAAGGUGGACAUAACUGCCUGGGGUGGUUGUGUGACACUCUCUGCAGGCCAGUUUCAGAGAAUAUUAAGCAUGAAACACCUGCAUGCAUGUGGGUCUCUAGAGCAAAGACCAGCACUGUUUAAUGAAUACCUAGAUCUGAACUGGGAUGACAAAACACUCAAACACAAUUUCACAUAUGAGAGAAAUCAACUCUUGCAUCCUGAUAAGUUUCAGUUAGAAGCUGUUCUGGAAAAUAUUUUCCUGACCCCAUGUACCAAACAGAAGAUUCUGGGUAAAAUGGAAACAAACUACCGCUCUUGCCUGGAUUACUAUACAAGCUUUGAGUUCUGUGACCUUCCAAAUGUAAUUGUAUUAUCUGGAAAGCACCAGCUCAACAAAGAUGACAUCAUUUUGCAGUCAGAGGGCAGAUUCCACCUUGCUGAUCACGGGAGAGAUAAGGGGUUGAUUGGAAUAUCCAUAAAGAAUCAGAGCACUGCUGAUGUAAAGAACUACACUCUGGAAAUUGAAUUAAGAGCCUUUGAAGAUAUUUGGCUAGGCCUGACAGGAACUGCUGCUUCCUCAUCUGUCCAGAGCCAAAUCCUGGUGGAGGGGAUUAUUGAUCAGAAAGAGAAAGUAAAAGUAGCUGCUUCAAAAGGAAAGGAGUGUUUUCAGUACUACAUGGGGUAUCUGCAAGCCUCGUGCUAUCCAGUCAUUCAGCUCCUGGGCCAGUCACUGUGA